UGACAUUUGUGAUUUGAAGAAAAAUAAAUCUAGUUUAUGAUCGAACAGUUCGUAAAUCGGGUUGGUCUUAUUAUUUUCGUGAUUUGUGUAAUUAUUUUUGUUUCAUCUUCCCGUUUUAUGCUUCAGUUUAAUACAGAAAUCGCUAUCGUUCAUGUGAAAGAAUGGAGAGGAGGUGACAUAGAGUGGAUAUAGUUCUCGUGACAGACUAUCCUGCAUUACGCCCCUCAAAUACUCAGAUAUGGUAUUAGGUCUCCUCUCUCCACCACUGCCAGGCCACCGACUCUGCUCCUGUGCCCCUUUAGCCCUGCUACAAUAUAUGCGCCUGCACCGUUGUGAGGGGUGUCUCGCGGCCUGCCGACCGGAGCGCCGGGCGCCGCUACCGCCUUCCAAGAUAACUGCCAGGAGCAGCCAUUUGAAAAGAGCGAAACGGGUGCCUUACGCAGUGCCAGCGUUGAACAAAGAGAACCACAUCAUGGCCACCACGCUGCCCACGCUGCCAACCCCACCUGAUAAUGAUGCACCGCCGAUGCCCUGGUUCGGCAUGGACAUCGGUGGCACCCUCACGAAGCUCGUGUACUUCGAGCCGCGGGAGACGAACCGACGGGAGCUGGACAAGGAGACGGAGAUACUGAAGAACAUACGCAGAUAUCUCACCAGGAACUCGGCGUACGGGAAGACGGGGCGACGGGAUGUGCAUCUGCAGAUGGACAACGUGACGAUCCGCGGGCGCCGCGGCACGCUGCACUUCAUCCGGUUCCCGACGAGCGAGGUCGGCGCGUUCCUGCAGCUCGCGCGCUCCAAGGGGAUGGCGACGCUCGUCAACACGAUAUACGCGACCGGCGGCGGCGCCUACAAGUUCGAGGAGGACUUUAUCAAGGAGGUGAACAUGCGGCUGUCGAAAUUGGACGAGCUGGACGCGCUCAUAGCGGGCGUGCUGUUCGUGGACUCCAUGAACCCGCAGGAGUGCUACUACUGGGCACCGCCCGAAGGCGCCGAUGAUAACUCGCCACCGUAUCUGGAGGCGUCGCUGUCGCAAUACGUGCGCAAGCCUUUCGACUUCUCCAGCCCGUACCCGUUCCUGUUGGUGAACAUCGGCAGCGGAGUGUCGAUGCUGGUGGUUAGCGCGCCCAACGACUACUGCCGCGUCAGUGGCACCAGCCUGGGCGGCGGCACGUUCCUCGGCCUGUGCUGCCUGCUGACCGGCUGCAGCAGCUUCGAGGAGGCGAUCUCGCUGGCGGCCUCCGGCGACAACACCACCGUGGACAAGCUCGUGCGCGACAUCUACGGCGGCGACUACGAGCGGUUCCGGCUGCGCGGCGACCUGGUGGCCAGCAGUUUCGGGCACAUGUGCUCAGCGGACAGGCGGGCCAAGGUGUCCCGGGAGGACCUCGCGCGCGCCACGCUGGUCACCAUCACCAACAACAUCGGCUCCAUCGCGCGGCUCUGCGCCUCCAACCAGAGGAUAGAGCGGGUCGUGUUCUGCGGCAACUUCCUGCGAGUGAACCCGCUCUCCAUGAAGCUGUUGUCCUACGCGAUGUCCUACUGGUCCAAGGGGGCGCUGAAGGCCUUGUUCCUGGAGCACGAGGGCUAUUUCGGCGCAGUCGGUUGCCUGCUACACUACGACAGCAAGAACCACAAGCAGAACUGCAACUCCCAGCACACGGGCCACAGCGAUAGGUGAAUUUCAUCACCAUGACCUGUCUCCAUCACCGCCUCCGUCAUCACCAUCGUGCGACAACAGCGAUUGACGUACGAUAAACGACUAGACUCUCUGAAACACGCUCAGAAAAUUGUCCGAAGCAGAACUUUGCCUGCGAGUGCAGAGUUUUCUAAGCGAUACAAAGGACUUUGAACGCUACUGCCCGGUAAUAAGUAGUUAAUUUCAUUGUAUGUCUUAUGCAAAGCUUCUCGGACAUUUUCGACUCCCAGAAGAAGGGUCUAGAUAUUUACAGUACGUCAAUGUAAACAGCUCCCGUUCGUUCCCACUGCGGGGACACGGCUUCAAUAAAUUGUCUAUAAUUUUAUAUAUACAUAUAUGUAUAUAUUAUACAGGGUGGUUGUCAAAUGGGUAGCCAUUUUUUUUUUUGUUUGUGUAGGGAAUUUUUUAUUAUAUGUUCGUGGGUUAAAUGUUUUCGUUUAAUAGCGUAUGGAUUUGACAGAAAAAAAAUGGCUGCAUAUUUGAAUUUUACUCUGUGCUGUAUUGGAGAAUUAGGGUUGUCAGAUGAUCGGGUUCAUGUGUAAAGUGUGUGAAUUUUGUUUUUUAUACACUCAAUCUGGAUUGCAAAACACUAUUAUGUCAUAAACAAUUUAUGAUGUUGUUUAAUUUCCAAAUACUCGUGUAUUUGAAGGAAGAAUAGAACUUUAUAAUGUGAAACAUCUGUAGCCGCACGUAAAACAGUUUUCUGGCGUGGCGACGCACGCUAAAUGAUAGUGUAUAAUAUAUACAGUCUAAAUGCAGUAGUGUGUACGGUGUAAUAUUUUAUUUUAUCAUUAUGACAUAUUUAGUUCCUAUCACAGUCUUUUCUUUGCAUAUUAAUUUUAUAAAAUAAUGUCGAUGUUUCACAUCUGCCAGUCGUCCCGUGACGGCUCACUGUUUUUUUCUAUUUUUAUAUCCAUAUGUCAAUUUUUUUUGACUGGAGAGAACGGAUUUAACGGUAACACGUUAACCAUUGUUAAUAAAACCUCGCAUGUGGCAACCCUAAAUUCAAUAAAUGUAAGAAAAGAUGCAUCUUGGGUUGCCUUCUUCAAUAUAUGCCUUAGAUUGACAAUCUUUGCCGUUUUUAGAAAAAUGUAUAUACGUAUAUAUAAUUUGUUUUACAAAUAUAAAGCUUAUGUGUUAUUGUUGAAUUAUUUAUAUCUAUGGAUUAUCAUUUUUAACCGACAUUUGCAAAAAUUAAAGAGGUUCUCAAUUCAUUUUGUGUUUGAUAGGAAAUGUUGUUGUCCCAUUUUAGAAUCUGCAGUUGUUUGGACCUUUUUGUAGAAACGAAUGACUAAAGUUAUAGAGCAUAAUAUAGCUCUACGCAACGAUUACAAUAUAUUUAUAUUUUAACUCUUCUGAUAUAUAAACGAUAUUUUACCCCAGCUAUAAAAGCAGUUGAAGUAAAACUGUAUUUAAAUCUAUCAAAAUAAUUGACUUUUUACGUUAUUUUCAUGGCAAAAUUAGGAUUUUGAUUGGCUUGUUACAUAUGAUUCUAUAUGCUACUUAUUAUUCGAUAUUAAAAACAUACACGCAAAUUUAUAUGUACAUAUUAUGGAUAUAACGGGCGAGCUGGCGGCUUCCUGUCUCUCGGAUAGAAAGAGACAGAAUAUCGCGGUGCCCUAUCUGUCUCCCUCGCACACGCGUAGUUAGUGCGGAAGUUUGCAUAGAGAGAGACAGGUAGAGUACCGCGAUGUUUUCUCUCUCUCGCACACAGUUUCCUCGUAUGUUUUAUCAACUCUAUAGUCUAUUUAUAAGACCUCUAUGCAUGCAAAUUGUAAGCGUCCAAAAAUAUUUUAUAAAUAACAAAUAUUAAGCUAUAUAAUACAUAGUAAUGUUGUUAAAAAGCACAAAUGUAUAUAUAAAUUGCUAUAGUAAUGAAUACAUAUUUAGGUUACAUUCAUUAUAUUGCGUUUUGAAUGAAUGCUUUUGGAAAUUUUACAAAUAUUGUACGCGAAAGGUCGUCUGUACACGAACGUGGGAAACGCUUUAUAAAUAAUACGAUAAAUUUCAUAGUUCUCAUUAUUACUAUUUAUUUUACUUAUUAUUUGAUUAAAUAAAUAUUAAUUUGUAUUUAUUAUAUUUGAUAAAAAUUAUAAUGUUAUAUUUGACAUUACGGCGUAUUAUAAUCGUGUUUUUUUUUAAUCCAUAAGAAAUUUAUGAAAAUUGAAUAGGAAAAUCAUGCGCUUUCCACGUUCGCUGUUUAGACGUGGCAUAUGAAACUUCGUUUCUUCCUCACGUUUUUAUUUAGGUUAAAUAUAAUUUAUUGUUAUUUUAGACGGGAUACGGUGGUAUAGGGGCUUUGGUGUAUAAUCUGUUCCUAGAUAUAUCUAGAUUUUCUUGAUUUCCGCAUGUUUAGUGCCUAACUGGUUGCACGGUUCGCAUUUCGCAAGUGUAUUGAGUUUUUAUGUUGAACGGUGAGAUGUUUUGGUUUAUAUAAUUUGUAUUUUUCAUGAUAAGGGUCGUGACACACUAAGCGCAGCGUUUAUUUAUAUUUAUAUAUAAUGUUUUGUGUUAAAAUUAUAAUAACGUUCUACAAUGCCAAAGUAGAUUUGAUGGAUUUCUUAGUGGCGAUGGAUUCUUUUUAGGACUAUAAGUUAAUAAAAAAAUUGUAUUUGAAUUAUUUUAACAUAUCGCUGUCUCAAGGCAGUUUUCUAAUGUUUGACAUUAUGCGAAGAAUUUUAACGGAUUUAAAAGUCGGCAUGUUUAUGAAAUGCAAAUACUGUGCAAUUAUAAACAGCAUUAGAUAGCCAUUACAACCAACAAAAACCAACCAACCAACCAAUCUAUCCUGCGAUAUUGUAAUCCAUCGACGUAUUGUGAUACGUUACAUACGCCUUACACAUUAGCGCAUUAUUUUUCAGUAUAUUAACAUCUAUCGUUGUGAAACCGUCAUCUUGUGAAAUGGGCAUUCGAUACGAUUGGGUUAGGUUCGGUUCUAUUUAUUUUAUGGGUCCGUACGCACGAAACCUUCACUUGACCGACGUUUGGGAAAUGUUAAUUCUCGGCAUGUUAUAUAUGUAACUGGAAUGAAGUCGCGUAAUAGUUUAACGGAAAAUAAUGUGUUAAAUUUGGACUUUAAUCGCACGAGUAAUGUUAUCUAAAGGUUUUUAUAAUUUUACGGUGACAAAUAUAAAAUUGUUGUUAGUUUGAAAACUUUGUUUGGAUACGUAAGUUGUUGUUGCAUUGAACAACGUGACAAUGACAUUAAAACUAUGAGGAAUCAUUAAAAAGAACUCAAAAAUAUCGCAUGAUCAAAGUCACGAUGCGAUUCGAUCGCACAAAAUAUAAAUUUUUGUAAAACGGUUGGUUUCUACUAUCUUUCAAUCUUAGCACAUCUUUUAGGUCUUGGCAGUUUCGCCAAGUGUACGAAUGUAGAAACCGAGUUAUUACCGUUAUAAUAAAGUCUUUCGAUCGCUGAAAUUGUGAGCAGGGGCGUUACCGUGAGGUCUUACAGCCAUACCAAUUAUAGUGUGAGAAAGAAACAGGCCUACAUACAUCGUCUAGCACUAUCGCUUUCUCACACUUGACUUGCUAUCACCAAAUAAGAAAUAAAUAAACACAGAUAUAAUAAAAAUAACAUGCAUACUUAAAACUACAAAAUAACAAAGCUUAAGGUAAGACGUCACGGUAAGGUUCCUGUUUUAUAACGAACAGUAUUAGGUUACUGCUUGUCUUUAGACAUUUUGAUGAUCUAUUUAAAGGACAUACUGAAUAUUUUUUUUUAUAUGAAUAGAGGGUAUUAUAAAAAAUCGGCUUAGUCUAUACUAGCCCUUAAUGAAAGGAAUCUUUCUAUCUCACUCUAGCAAUGUUUUAUACUAAUGAGUGAGCGAAAUGGUAUGAUUUCAGCAAUAUUCUUUGAAACGAGUAAAAUUUUGUAUUGCAGGGUUUUUGUUACGCAUAAUUAUGUUCCAGUUGAAUGACUGUAUGUAAUGUAAGCAAUUUUUAAUAUUUUAUAAUGUGAUUAGAAAUAAAUAAUCUAUUAUCAA
Molecule: messenger RNA, 5685 nt
Organism: Zerene cesonia (dogface butterfly)
Lineage: Eukaryota; Metazoa; Arthropoda; Insecta; Lepidoptera; Pieridae
Gene: fbl
Product: pantothenate kinase 3
Exons: 13
Coding region: 239-1681 (480 amino acids)
Biological process (GO): coenzyme A biosynthetic process
Cellular component (GO): nucleus; cytosol
Molecular function (GO): ATP binding; pantothenate kinase activity
Source: RefSeq, a predicted model, not a curated record